Messenger RNA from Salvia splendens (bonfire salvia), 3975 nucleotides. RefSeq names its product dual specificity protein phosphatase PHS1. The record is from RefSeq and is a predicted model, not a curated record. Gene Ontology annotation, biological process: protein dephosphorylation; cortical microtubule organization; response to abscisic acid. The transcript is spliced from 11 exons. The coding region runs from base 977 to 3400 and encodes 807 amino acids. NCBI's taxonomy places the organism in Eukaryota, Viridiplantae, Streptophyta, Magnoliopsida, Lamiales, Lamiaceae. Gene Ontology annotation, molecular function: phosphoprotein phosphatase activity.
ACCGUCAAAGCCGACUAGCCAAAAAUAGCCGCUAGAUCCACUAAUUUUGAAUACCCAAAUCUCUCAUGGCUUCUCACUCCAAUUCCUCACCACCAAAGGAGAGAGAUGGAAUGGCCGCUGAUGAUCAAAAGGAAGAAACUCGAUUCACUUUUCAUGUAUUCCCUCUCUCUCUACACCUUUUUUCUCCACGUCAGUUUUCACCAUUCAAAUCAUUACACACACUACCCGAAAAGCUUGCUACAUUGAUUUAUCAAUAUGCAUUCUGCAUAAACAAUCAAAUUGUUACAUACACAGAUUAUAAUAAUUACAUAUAUGCUUUUUAUCUAUUAGUCACUGCUUGGAUCUGGAAAUCAUUUGCUCCAUUUCGUUUAGACACCUUUGUACCUCAAAUUCAAUAAAUUUUAGGGCAAUUUGUACGGAAAGGGAUUUUGUUUCAGCGGUAUAUGUGGACCUCGAUUCACAUUGAUAUAUAUAUAUAUAUAUAUAUACACAUAUAUAUAUGUAUAUGCAGAAAGAGGAGGAAGACAGAGAGAUUGAUCUGGCAGGCACCGAGCCUGAAACCCCCUUGCCCCUUACUGUCACUUCAAGGGUACUGUAUAUGUUAGGGGAUAUUACAGCAGGUCCUGCUUAUAGGUUUGCACAAUGGCUUGAGCUUGUUCGCAAGCGCAGCAGCAAGUAUCGGGCCUCAGGGUUUCCUCACCGGCCUCAUCACACUGAGAGCAUGCCCUUAAGCUGUCAGCCUUGUGCUUUUAUGUAGCUGUUCUCAUUUGUUCACGGUAUAUCCAUCUGUUGGCUUCCUAUUCUCUUGAUAUAUCUAGGAUUCACUGAAUGUAAAGGAUGGAUCCUGGUGACUGGAAUUUUCGACGGAUGUGCACCAACUUAUUUUAGUUUAGAAGAAUAUAACGUUGAUUUAAAAACUUCCUCACCUGAGCAAGCCACAGAAAUCAGCUUGUGGGACAGACUUGGUAAAUCUGACAUGUUAGACAUUGAUUCAAGCUCCUUCUCCUGGAACACACUUUCUUCGCUUCACCAUACGGAGCAUAGCAGCAGUACAGAGCAGUCUGAGGAGGAAAUGACCAGACCACUGGAGGUCACCGUUAAUUCUGGCGGAGUUGUUUUUUUUGCCCUAUUUAACCAACCAGAACAUGAUGAGUCUUCUCCCAAGGAAGCUGCGGCAGUCAUAAAAUUUUCAUCAUCAAGGAUGGCUACCCAAUCGGAGAGACUUGGCUAUGAAUUUGCUAAGUGGCUAGGUGUCAAAACUCCACAAGCUAGGGUCGUUCAUAAUGCCAGUCCUGAAUGGCAGCAAAUAAAGGAAGCUGCAGAAAAAGCAAAAGAUUCUGCCGUUGCAGAAGGGGAUGAAAUUGGUGAAAUGACUUGUUCAGAACUUCUGGAAGCUCUUGAGCUUAGUCGCUGCCUUCUGGUGAUGAAUUAUGUCCAUGGAUCUCCGUUAUUGGAAACCUCAAGUGCUUUUGAGUCACGAGAAGUUGCAGAAAAGACUGCAUCAGCGCUUGGCAGGAUUUUGAUGUUAGACCUUGUUAUUAGAAAUGAAGAUCGCCUUCCUUGUCGCCAUCUCAGGUGGCGUGGAAACACAGCAAAUUUGCUGUGGGCUGAAAAAGUUGCUGGCCCAAAUAUGGAUGCGCUAGAGUUGGCUUUCGAUUCAGCAAUCAAUAGAUAUAGACCAAAAGUUAUUCGGGCACUUCAAAAGGAAAGAAGAGCAACUUCUAUAGACAGUAGUAGACUAAGCCCUCCGCAUCCUGCAUUGGUAUCGCAGAGUUCUGAUGUUUCUGAUAUUCUAGAAUCUCCAAAAUCUAGCAAUAUGAGUGUAAAGAGUCUUUCUUUGAAUGAGUCAGGAUGUAAUGAUCUUCAUAUUCUGGCAAUAGACUCUGGGGUACCUCGAAGACCACCAGCUGGAAAACGUACAAAUGACCAAGCAAAUUACCCUAAGCUAGUUGAGCUCCUCAUAAACAGUUCGGAGUAUGCAUCACAGCUGUUGAAUGAAAUAUCCAGUGGAAAACUGGGGACAUCGCCAGAAAAUGCUGAUGUAACGACUGAUAUACGGGAAUAUGAAAUGACCUCAGUUGUACAAUCAUUCAGAAGUGGAUUUCGAGCAGCACUCAGGGACUUGCAGGGAUUUCAUAUUUUCCUUCUUACUCUUCACCAGAAACUAGAUGGUCUUUUGAGAACUUUUCUCAAUAUUGUAAAUAAAUCUACUUGCGGUGAUCUUGACAAAGAGGAUCCGGUGGUUCCUGAAUCACCGUCACAUGCCCACUUUCUACCUUCACCUAGCAGGGAUCGGGGCUCCAGUGAUAACACUUCAGAUGUAAAUGAGUCAGAAUCACAGAGAGUAGGGCCGAGACAGCCAUCUAGCGGAUUUAGAGAAAGUUUAGAUAGCUGUUCUCCAAUAUCACGCGACAAUUGGCAUGGAAAGUCAGGCAGGGGGAGUGGAGAGCCCUUACGUAGCUUGCGAUUGACGUCAAAGCUUCGUGACUUCCACAAAUUUGCAAAGAUGGAUGCAGAACUAAACAAAGAAUUAGAACAGUGGACUGACAUGCUUAAGAAUGAUGCAAUUAAACUGUGCCAGGAGAAUAAUUUCACUACCGGGUUCUUUGAAGGCAGUGAUAGCAAUUAUAUGGUUGAUGCUUAUGAGCUAAAGGUCAGGCUCGAGCACAUUCUUGAGAGAAUAGGAUUAAUAUCUGAAGCAGCAAACACGGAAAAACCAUCACCAAUAUCAGGCAGUCUGUUUAUCGGCGGGGCACUCGCUGCUAGAUCUGUGUACACUCUGCAGCUUUUGGGGAUUACACAUAUUUUAUGUCUGUGCUCGAAUGAAAUUGGACAGGCAGAUUCUCAGUUUCCUGAUUUAUUUGAAUACAAAAACUUUUCAAUAUGUGAUCAUGAAAAUGCUAACAUCAGUGAUAUUUUCCAAGAAGCUCAUGAUUUCAUCUAUCAUGUUGAGAAAAUGGGUGGUAAAGUGUUGGUUCAUUGCUUUGAAGGGAAGAGUAGGAGCGCAACACUGAUUCUCGCUUAUCUGAUGCUCAGAAAAAACUUUACUCUAUCACAAGCGUGGAAUGCGCUGAAACGAGCUCAUCGCAGAGCCCAGCCUAAUGAUGGGUUUGCGAGGAUUCUGUUGGACUUGGACCAAAAGUUGCACGGAAAAGUCUCAAUGGAAUGGCAACAUCGCAGACCGAUGAUGAAGGUGUGUCCGAUCUGUGGGAAGAACGCUGGACUGAGUAGCAGCUCUUUGAAACUUCAUUUACAGAAGGUGCACAAGAAACUAUCAUCAGGCAGUGUCGACAGUGCCAUGACAAUGGAGAUACAGAAGGCACUCGAUGCACUCAAGAUAAGUCGAGGUGGAAGUGUCAGCCCAACCCAAAGACAAUCUCCCUCAAUGACGGAAGAGUAAACAAGGUUUACAUACAUUGUCUCCUUUAUUUAUCUCGUCACUUAUUCAAGAAAGAACUUUGGUGUGCUGUGCUUUCUUUCAUUUCAUAUUGAGUGUGCAAUAUAAAGUCACUAUGUUGACUACUAAUACAUGCUUGCUAGUUGUGAAGCCAUGACUUCUGACCAAGUCCGGUCUUGACAAGUCUGGUUCUGAAUGAUAGGUUCUGAGUUGAGCAGCUCAUGUAUCAUUUGUUCUACUUCGAAUGUUCCGCUUGUGAGUUCUGAGUAAGAUCAUAUGCAGACCUGUUCUCGAGGACUCUGAUCCUUCAUUCGUAGUUGGGUUGGGUUGGCAAAUGUUGAUAUCAGUCCCUGCCACAAAUUAUGCACAAUAUUUGCUCAAGACCAGGUGGCGUUGUUUCUGAAAUGUACUUCCCUUUGACUUUAUGAAAAAUGUCGUGAUGUUUAAUUUUUUUUACUGUUAACUUAUUACACUUACUCGAGGACGGAGGAAGUACUAUUUUGCAGUUUUGGUCCAAGUAUUAUGUUUGUUAGUUUUUGGAUCACUAAACACUAUGAAUUGGUCCAUUCUUUGCUAAA